GACAUUUGAACCAAAAUUUGCCAAGUGAGGCCAUUUAGGUUGGGCUGAGAAAGUUAGGUAAAAUGAAAAUAUGGAAUUUUAUUGUGGCAUCAUUGGUCAACUUGUUCAUUGCAUGUAAAUAGGAUGCAGUUUCCCAUUCCUGAUUGGACAAUAAUUAUGGCAUUGAGAUAGAUGUUGAUAAGUAUUAAGGUUCUGCACAGUGGUACAUGUGACCAAGAACACCCAUCAGCACUAAUGCAGGGACAAUCUUGAGGGUUUAACAGGGUUGAUAUGAAAAAUAGACAGAUGUUUUUGUUUUUUAAAUGACAUUGUUGACACUACAUUUUUUCUGACUAAAAUAUAUUUAUUCAUUUAUGUAUACAAAGAUUUUUUUAUGCAGGUUUCUCUAAAUUGCUAAUGAAUUGUACUGAAUUGUAGGAAUCCUAAAACAUGGAACCAGAAGUCACUGACAACAGGACUGCCAUUGUGAAUGACAUACAUCCCUGCUAUGAAAUAGAUAAUUUCAAUUACAUUCUGACAAACAUCCCUUCCAUUAUAUGUGUAUUAUUAUAUAUUUUCCUUGCAUUAUUAUCUGUUGUCACAAUAUGUGGAAACCUUCUCGUUAUAAUCUCCAUCAUUUACUUCAAACAGCUCCACACUCCUACAAACUACCUUAUUCUCUCACUGGCUGUGGCUGACCUGCUUGUUGGGAUUAUAGUCUUUCCUUUCAGCAUGGCAUUCUCUCUCAGCUCAUGUCUGUAUCAUGAGGAUUUAUUUUGCAAAGUACGAGGCAGUUUUGAUAUAUCACUGAGCACAUGUUCUAUUCUGAACCUAUGUUGUAUUUCUAUUGACAGAUAUUAUGCAGUGUGUCAGCCUCUGACAUAUAGAACUAAAAUCAACCAUCGUGUUGUUGUGGUCAUGAUCCUGGUGAGCUGGGGGGUUUCUGUUCUAAUUGGAAUUAGUGUCAUAAUUGCUGGAUUAAACAAUGACAAAUGUGAAGAGAGAUGUUUGAUUGAUGUUCUAAUCAAAAACACUAUUGGACCUAUUUUAUCAUUUUACCUCCCAGUGAUCAUAAUGCUCUGUAUCUACUUGAGAAUUUUCCUUGUUGCACAGAGACAGGCACGCAGCAUCCAGAACACAACCUGUCAGGGAACAAAGUCUGGAGCAACUGUCAAUAAGAUGGAAAGAAAGGCCACCAAAACUCUGGCUAUUGUUUUGGGAGUUUUUGUUUUAUGUUGGCUUCCUUUUUUUCUUUGUGUCACCUUUGUGCCUUUUAGUAAUAAUUCAGUUCCAGGUUCUGUGGUUGAAACACUUAACUGGCUUACACUGUCAAAUUCAAUGCUCAAUCCAUUCAUUUAUGCUUUCUUUUACAGAUGGUUCAGAUCAGCUUUUAGAAUGAUCAUUUCUGGAAAAAUAUUUCAAGGUGAUUUUGCUAACUCAAAAUUGCAAUGACUUUUUGAAUUCCAUUAAAUUCAAUUUUAUUUAUAUAGCACCAAUUCAUAACAGAAGUGAUCUAAUUGCACUUUUCCUAUAGAGCAGGUCUAGACCGUACUCUUUAUAAUAUUAAUAACUUUGGGUUG
Siniperca chuatsi (mandarin fish) is the source of this 1559-nucleotide messenger RNA. Its product is annotated as trace amine-associated receptor 1-like. Gene Ontology annotation, molecular function: trace-amine receptor activity. Gene Ontology annotation, biological process: G protein-coupled receptor signaling pathway. The coding region runs from base 430 to 1431 and encodes 333 amino acids. Gene Ontology annotation, cellular component: membrane. The transcript has a single exon. The record is from RefSeq and is a predicted model, not a curated record. Lineage: Eukaryota; Metazoa; Chordata; Actinopteri; Centrarchiformes; Sinipercidae.